This is a messenger RNA of Aphidius gifuensis, 1995 nucleotides long. It is a transcript of the gene Pfdn1, whose product is annotated as prefoldin subunit 1. The transcript has 2 exons. Gene Ontology annotation, cellular component: prefoldin complex; cytoplasm. Gene Ontology annotation, biological process: protein folding. Gene Ontology annotation, molecular function: protein folding chaperone. The coding region runs from base 179 to 562 and encodes 127 amino acids. NCBI's taxonomy places the organism in Eukaryota, Metazoa, Arthropoda, Insecta, Hymenoptera, Braconidae. The record is from RefSeq and is a predicted model, not a curated record.
GUUGAUAUCUAAAAAAUCCGGGAGAGCGUGGAUGCAUCAGAGUCUAACCGCAUGUCUAACUGUGGAUUUACACUCUAAAAAAACAAUACAAAAUAAUAGAUUAUAUUCCAACAUUUUGAUAGCUCAUACCAAAUAACAACUGUUUAUUAAUCCAAAUCAACAAAAAAAAAAAAAAAAAAUGGCAGCAAAUACACAAGAUGAUGAAUUAAAAAAAGCAUUCGCCGAAUUACAAGGAAAAGUUGUUGACACAUCACAAAAAGUACGUCUUGCUGAUAUACAAAUUGAUGGUUACAAACGUACAAAACAACGUGCUGAAUUAACAAUUAAAGAAAUAAGUGGUUUAAAUACAAAUAACAAAACAUAUGAAUUGGUCGGUAGAAUGUUUAUGCUGGAUGACAUAACCAGUAUUAAAAAUGGCUUGGAAACAAAAAUGAAAACUGCUGAAGAAAAAAUAACAGCAUUGGAAAAUAAUAAAGCUUAUCUUGAACGUAAUUUAAAAGAGAGUAAAAAUAAUAUCAGAGAAAUGGUUAAUCAACGACAAAAUAAUGUUAAAACAAGCUAAUUAAAUCAUCAAUAAUUUUUUGAUCUGUCAACUGUUACCAUAAAAGGACAGACAAACAGUCAGACAAAAUUCUUGAUCAUUUACAUUUUCACAUUAUUUUGUCUUUCAAAUAACAACAAUAAAUCAUUAUCAUAAUAAUAAAUGUAAUGUUUUUUUUUUUUAAAUUUAAUUUAACAAUAAUUAUUCAGUUAUAAUAAAAUUUAAAAAAAUCAUUUUGUCCUUUUUUUUCAUUACAUAUAAUAAUAUCUUUAAUAAAUAUCUUCAAAAAAACAUCCACAGAGCAAAGAGAAAAUGUAUUUAUUCAUUUUUGUAUAUAAAAAAUAAAUAAAUAAAUCUUACAUAAGUUUUUUUUUUGUUAAUAGAAAAUAAACAAAGAUAAAAAGGUGAAGAAUGUGUAUGAUUGUUAAUGCAGUUUUAAAAAUAUGACAAUUUUUAGUCAGUACACAAAACUGGCUGUAAAUUAUUGAUAAUACACAAAAAAAAAAUAACGAAAAACUAAUCAAAUUGAGCACAUUAAUUUUACAAAUUUUUACUUAUUUAAUAUAUUUUAGUGAUUCAUCAACUACUCCAUUAGAUUUUUGUUAAUUAUAUUUGUAAAAAUGAUAAAUAAAUUGAAGUUUUAAACUUCUAUUAUCAAAUGCUAAUAAAAUUCAUCAAAUAACAGUCAAUUUUAUUUUAUAUUUAUUUAAUUUGUUUUUAUUGUAUAAAAUCAUUAUUAUCAGCUCAAUGAAAAAUUAAAGAAAGAAAAAUUAAAGUAAUUGUACUUUUAUGCAUCGAACAUUUAAUCUAUUUGCUGCAAUAGAUGAAAAAAAAAAAAAUAUAUAAAUCAAAUAAAUUAUACGAACAAUGCAUUUUGAAUUACCUAUAAUUCUUGCAUCAAAUUAAAUGCAUAUUUUUUUUUUGUUAAAUAAAUUUAUCUUCUUAAUAAUAAUGGUCAACUAAGCGUUAUUGAUUUCAUCUGAUUACAAUAAAUUGUCGUUAUCAAAUAAAAAAGAUAAGGACCAUAUUGGAUUUUUUUUUUUUUCAAAUGUCGACAUGCUUUAAAUACAAAAUGUUUUUUUUUUUUUUGUUUUUUAUAUGGUACGCCAAAUGUACAGAUAAUAAAUACAGAGAAGUGUAAUUUUUUUUUUUUUUUAUUGUUACGUAUUAUUACGUGUAUCAAUUUUUAUCAUUUUUUUUUUUUUGUUUUAAAUCUUAGGUUUUUAAAAGUGAAAAAUCAACUAAUCUAAUGUGAUUCUCACGAAAAAAAUAAUAUUACAAAUCGCACAAAAGAAAAAUCAUUCGUUCAUCUUAUAUUCAAUUAAAAAAUAAUCAUAAAAAAAGAAAAAAAAAAAACUUUUUAAUUUUGUCAAGAGUUUUGUUUAUGACACAUACACUUAUUAAUUUUCUGAAUAUAUUUUUCAGAGUCAUCAUUUUUUUUUUUAAUUGAAAAU